Messenger RNA from Lachancea meyersii CBS 8951, 1035 nucleotides. The record is from the annotation of a GenBank genome assembly. Lineage: Eukaryota; Fungi; Ascomycota; Saccharomycetes; Saccharomycetales; Saccharomycetaceae.
AUGACUCGUGUAUCAGUGUGUGGGUCUUUGAAUUACGACUUGGUGACUUUUACCGGGCAAGUGCCCGAUGGUGGAGAGACAAUCAGCGCUGGAAAAUUCGAAACGCACGCUGGAGGCAAAGGGCUCAACCAAACAGUGGCUCUCCGUAGGUUGUUGAAUGAGAAAGAUGCAGUGGAUGUGGAAAUGAUAGGGCAUGUAGGCGAUGACGCUUUUGGCGUUCAGUUGAAAGAAAUUUUGGAAUCCAACGGAGUCGAUACGAGCAAAGUGGGAACCUUGAAAAACGGCGUCAGCACCGGAGUAGCAACCAUAUUGGUAGAGCAGAGUACGGGUCAGAAUCGUAUUUUGAUUUCUGAAGGUGCCAAUGGCUUCACCAAAUAUUCCAGUGCAGAGCUGGAUAAUAUAUUUCCUGAGUUGCGUCCAGACGGACCUGGAAACGCUGGGGACAUGGACCACAGCUUUGUAGUAUUCCAGAAUGAAAUUCCUGCCACUAUUGAAAUAAUGCGGUGGUUGGCUGAAAAUAGACCAUAUCUGAAAAUUGCGUACAAUCCAUCUCCUUUCAAAGAAGUCAGUAGCUCGGACUGGGCCCUCGUGGAUCUACUUGUAGUUAAUGAAAUAGAAGCCCUCCAGGUGCUGCAAUCCGCUUUGUCCAAAACUGAGGUUGCGGAUCUCAUGAAAACGAUAGAAAACCAGACAAUAGAUGGAUACAAGCAGAUAGCAUUGGAGCUGCGUGCACUGCUGAGCAAGAAAAAUUCAUGGGGGGCCGUCGUCAUUACUCUAGGGAAGAACGGCUCCGUUUUUUGCUCCCACGAUUUACCCGAAGUGCAGUACAAACCCGCAAUUCAAGUUCCCGAAGUCAUUGACACAACUGGCGCUGGCGACACAUUUUUGGGCGGUGUCGUUUCGAAACUGUGCACUCAUCACACUUUAACGGAUGCGGUUGAUUUCGCUACCAAAGCCAGCUCCCUCGGAAUCCAGAGGUCGGGUGCUGCAGAGAGUAUUCCAUCAUACCAAGAAGUCGAAAACUUGUGUGAAUAG